UAUCGCAUAAAUUGUUAGAAUAGGAUAUGAUAUAGAUGUCUGGAAAUCCACGAAGGUACUGAAGGUAGGUUUGUUUGUUUAAGGGAAAAAACUUGCGAUUACGAGGCCUCCUGACUAGUCAACCAAUUUGUCAUUUAUUACGAUGAACUAAGACGUGAGCCUUCGUGUACAUCCAUUAGUCGAUCAGCUGAGCUAUCAAUUAUAAAGGAUAGCAGGGUCUGAGAUAGAAUUCAGGAUAUGUGGCACGCAUUGUACUUCCACCUGACCUAAUCUAAGAAGGAGCGGCUCAUAUACUAGCUAGCAAUUCCAGCAAGCUUUUUCCAGGCUAAACAUGGCACAGCCCCUACCUGUGAAAGUACUUGAGGUUUGUCGAGUAGCUCCACCACCAGACUUACCAAACUUGGCCUCCCCAAGCUCUCUCCCUUUGACCUUCUUUGAUAUACUCUGGUUAAGAUUUCCACCGGUUGAACGUCUUUUCUUUUACGAAUUCUCUUCCUCUAACACACCCUUUUUCGAUUCCAUCAUUCCAAAACUCAGACACUUUCUUUCUCUCACCCUCCAACACUAUCUCCCUCUAGCAGGAAACCUUGUUUGGCCACAAGACUCUCACAAACCCUUCAUCAAAUACGUUGACGGUGAUGGAGUUUCGCUUACCAUAGCCGAGUCCAACAUGGACUUUUAUCAUCUAUCUGGCAACGGAUUUCGCGAAGCCACAGAAUGCCGUCCUCUUAUUCCCCACUUGGAAGAGUCCCAUGAACGAGUUGCUGUGGUGGCACUGCAGAUUACUCUGUUUCCAAACUCUGGCUUUUGCAUUGGAAUCACUUCCCACCACGCAGUUUUGGACGGUAAAACUUCAACUUCUUUUGUCAAGUCAUGGGCUUACAUAUGCAAUAAAAAUGGCCGAUCAGGAUCUGCAGACCCGCCACCAUCAUGGCCGUCAUUGCCACCGGAUCUUACGCCAUUCUAUGAUAGAGCAGCCAUUAAAGACCCUGCAGAACUCGAAGUGAUUUACUUGAAGGGGUGGCUAAAGCAAGGCGGACCCAAUAACAGAAGCCUAACGUUAAUGAAAGCUCAGGUUCAACCAAGUUUAGUCCGAGCCACUUUCGAAUUGAGUGGAGAGCAAAUACAAAAGUUGAGAAACUUUGUGUCUGCCGAUCAGAACAGAUCAAAGCAUCAAGUUCAACGUAUAUCGACGUUUUCGCUGGUAUUAGGCUACACAUUUGUAUGUCUACAGAGAGCUAUAGAGGCGAAAGAAAAGAAUGCCAUCCUUGGAUUCAGCGUCGACUCAAGGUCUCGGCUCAAACCUACAAUCCCUUCAACGUAUUUUGGAAACUGCAUAUCAGGCUGCAUAGUAGUUCCAGAGACUGAAAAGGUGUUAAGGGAAAAAUAUGGGGUAUGCUAUGUGGCGGAGGCAAUAAGUGAAUCUAUAAAAGGUCUUGAAAAUGGAGUCCUGAAUGGUGCGGAAACUUGGGUUUCAAUCAUCAAUCAGGCCAUGGAUCAGGGUGAAAGCAAACAGAGAAUGAUGAGUGUUGCAGGCUCACCUCGGUUUGAGGUUUACAGUACAGAUUUUGGGUUCGGAAGGCCAAGGAAGGUGGAGAUAGCUUCUAUUGAUAAAACAGAAGCAGUGAAUCUGUCCGAGAGCAGGAACGGGAAUGGCGGAGUUGAGAUUGGUUUGGUUUUAAACGUGCAACAAAUGAGAUCUUUUGCCUCUUUGUUUGCCAAAGUACUGGAAGAAGAAGUCCAUUGAAGUUCUGUGAUUCUGGUUGGUUUUUGUGUUGGGUAGCGAAUUUUUAUUUUCUAUUGACUUUGAGAAUUGUUUUGUUUCUUCUUUUCAAAUAAUAGUUGGGAUAAUAUAAGUUUGUCCUUAUUUCUCUGUGUA
This is a messenger RNA of Ziziphus jujuba (common jujube), 1879 nucleotides long. Its product is annotated as phenolic glucoside malonyltransferase 1-like. The transcript has a single exon. The record is from RefSeq and is a predicted model, not a curated record. NCBI's taxonomy places the organism in Eukaryota, Viridiplantae, Streptophyta, Magnoliopsida, Rosales, Rhamnaceae. The coding region runs from base 332 to 1747 and encodes 471 amino acids.